Molecule: messenger RNA, 786 nt
Organism: Orycteropus afer afer
Lineage: Eukaryota; Metazoa; Chordata; Mammalia; Tubulidentata; Orycteropodidae
Source: RefSeq, a predicted model, not a curated record
AUGGGCCUACUGAAUACUGCCUAUCUUGUCAUGAGCAAUCUUAGUGAUGCUUCCCUCACCUACACUGCAGUGGUCCCAGAGAAAGAGGCCACCUUAAUCUGUAAUUGCAUUGUGAUCUGGGAACAAGAACAUGCAGAAGUUCAUUCAGCUCUGCAAGGAGAAUUACAGAAAAGACAGAAAAGGCCAAGGGGACCAGGUCAGAGUGAGGAGUCAUCCACAGGGAUGUUUGUAAGGAUUGAUAUGAUGACAGACAAGUGGAUGGUUGUUGCCUCUGUAGAGGUCCUUCUACGAUUUCCUCUGAUGCCAGAAGAGAAUCAGGGAGCCCACUGUGUCUUGAACAAAACAUAUCAGCUCUCAAUGGACCAGCCUCACCCAGCUUCAUGUAGAUAUGGAGACCAAGAGGAGAGGAAAUUCAUCAAUCAGUGCCUGAGAAAGACUGACCAGAGGACCAAGGACUUGGAGACAGUAGAUCAUUACACACAGGAACAAUCCCACAGAACCUCUAAAGUCCAAAAACUGAAGAAGGAACAGAGAAGACCUGUGAGGCAGAGAGCUCCCCCAUCAGAGAAGAUAGAUACCAGGGUGAAGUGCAAGAACUGUGGAGCCUUUGGGCACAAAAUGAGCAGCAAGAGAUGUCCCAUGAAGUCCUGGGAUGGGGCCUUUGCCCCACAACCAUUGGGCUCAAAUAAGAAAAAGGAGAACCUGGAACAAAGGAAGCUCCAGGAACCACAUACUCAAGAGUCCUUUAGCAAGACUGACAGACAAAAGGAACAAAGACAAAGGUGA